AUGAAUGCCCGUAACACACGUGAUUUCAGUAACCCUCAUUCGCAGUUCUUCUCGGCAUCGCAGAGUCUUCGACGCGCAGGACGUCCCGUUGGCUCAGGCUCCCUAUCGGCAUUCGACAACCCCCAAUCAUUCGAGUCCGCUCAAAGCGAUGAACAGUCUAUCUUUAAUGCCAUCCGCGUCGCCACACCGGACCCACCGAGUACUCGCUUCUACGCCUCGCUGAACCAAGACCUCCCGGUUACAAAUGGAUUGGCUGUCAAUAUGGCUAGAUUCGUGUUGACAGACUCGCACACUUCCUCGUCCGUCAAUGAAAACUCUGGACAAAAGCAGAGGCCCACAAGAAAGCCCAGCGACCAUCGAAAGAUACUCUCUGAACAGCAAUGGCAUCCCGCACCCCGCAGAAAGCCCUGCCCAAAAGUAUCCCGCCCCGACACGCUUCAGCGCCUACAUCGCAAAGCAGUAUCUCUCGGCGCAACCGACAAUGUUCGUGGUCCAAUAUGGCCUGGAACUGCACAGCCCGCAAUAAUCAUAACCCAGCCUCGAUAUCCACCACCAGAAAGAAGUCCCACGCCUCCUGGUCUUCCAUCGUUCGGUUCACCAGAAGCCAUGCGGUAUUCAGCACGGUUUUUGCUGCGAGACAACGGUGCCUAUGCCCGUGCAGAACGCGACGCAGGCUCUCAGCGCAGUAGCUCAUACUCAGAGACUAUCAGACGGUUCUUCGGUCUUUUAGUCCCGACAACGCGCAUUGAUGCCCGCUCCGUAACCGGCAUAGGCCGAGCAGAGGAUGGAACAAUGGUCCAGGGUCGGUUUCCAUAUCGACAGAGUGGUCAUGGAACUAACGUCGUUCGCUCACUGCAUGACCAUCCAUUCCACCACCGUCUCUCGCCUGCUGAACACGAAACUGUGGACACAUGUCGCGACCCCUAUGACACUGGUCGUGCGAAGAGCCUCGGUGGAGCUGUUCGUACAAGACCAUUCCAGUCCUCCCAUCUCGCUAGACGGCGCUCAUUGACUCCCGGGCGUGGUUUCUCUUUCCCAUCGAGUCCGACCUCGGCGAUGAUUGCUGGCCCGCGCCAACCUAGACCCGUGGCACUUUCAGGUCUUCCGCGAGAUCUGUCUGCUCCGGUUGGCCUAUCCGGAGCGCCUACUGAACAAGCUGAAUCAUCCAUUCAAGGAUCCAGAGACACUUCUCAUAACCGCACCUCCGUUUCAUCCCGGUUACAUUCAGCCCUCUCAACCGUCCGUGAAGAUGGAACAAACAGGGGUCCACAAAAAGAUUCAUCUGUUUACUCGGCUUUUGUGUGUUGGAUCAGAGCCCAACCUUGUUACUGUGGCUGCUGGGACGAGCACGAAGAACCUAACGAAUCUGUUGGUCAAACCAGUUCACACGAUACAUACACAACUGCCAGAAGUGAAGUGUCACCCACUGUUUCUCAGAAUGGGAACGCGGAGAGAAAUCCUUCCCAGGUUCGGAGUCUUCAGUCUUGGGUAUCGUCUGUUUAUGGUGUCAUGUUCCCGACUCUCGUGGAUCCAGCCACGGUAUAG
Messenger RNA from Penicillium brevicompactum, 1545 nucleotides. RefSeq lists its product as uncharacterized. The transcript has a single exon. Lineage: Eukaryota; Fungi; Ascomycota; Eurotiomycetes; Eurotiales; Aspergillaceae. The coding region runs from base 1 to 1545 and encodes 514 amino acids. The record is from RefSeq and is a predicted model, not a curated record.